This is a messenger RNA of Uranotaenia lowii, 2756 nucleotides long. It is a transcript of the gene nudE, whose product is annotated as nuclear distribution protein nudE homolog. Gene Ontology annotation, molecular function: microtubule binding. The record is from RefSeq and is a predicted model, not a curated record. Gene Ontology annotation, cellular component: kinesin complex; centrosome; kinetochore. Gene Ontology annotation, biological process: centrosome localization; microtubule nucleation; establishment of mitotic spindle orientation. The transcript is spliced from 3 exons. Bases 339 to 1634 code for a protein of 431 amino acids. NCBI's taxonomy places the organism in Eukaryota, Metazoa, Arthropoda, Insecta, Diptera, Culicidae.
GCAACGCUAACUGUCAUUACGGGGAUGAAAAAAAGUCGAAUUUUAUAUGUGUUUUGUGGCUCUCUCCGUGUUAAGUGCUAUAUUAAAUCUAAUAUCUAAUGACAAAGUACCAUUAAAACGAGAAAAAUGUUGCUUUAAUUCCAGCUUCUAGUUACUGUGGGACUGGACAAAACUUGAAAUAAGAAUUUAACCACGAGUUGAAGUUGUUUCAGCUAGAUUUUCUUGAGAUUUUUAGAUUUGACGGACUUUUUUGUUCGAAGGUUAGGCAGGCUUUCUUGGUUGCUCCGAAUCCGUAUUGAAGCCAAUUAGUGCAGUUUCAACCAGAACAUCUGGUCAUCAUGGACCAGGAACAGUUGUUUACAAGCGUCGAGGAGGAAUGUUUGUAUUGGAAAGAACGCUGUUUGAAGUUAACACAGGAUCGGAAUGAUGUCCAGCGGGAGUUUGAUGAUUUCACUGAAGAAUCUAGGCAAUUGGAGGCGGAACUGGAAAUGACCGUCGAGCAGCAGGAAAAAAAGAUUCGCGAUCUUAACCAGCUAGUAGCCCAAUUACGAGUCGAAUGUGAGUCAUUUAAAAGGAAAGUGACCAACAGCGAGAACGAAUCAAGCAAAAUUGAUGCCGAUUACAAGCAGCUGGUGAAAGAAAAUGAACGAUUUAAGGCUUACAUUCGAGAAUUGGAACAAAAAAAUGACGAUUUGGAACGCGCCAAUAGAGUUGCGAGCGAAAGCGUAGCGGAAUUCGAAUCGAUGCUAAAUCAAGCUUAUGAGAAGAAUGCUUUACUGGAGCUAGAAGUUGACGAAAAGGAACGCAUGCAAGUCAAAUUGCAGAGAUUAAUGGACGAAGCUCGUGAUCUUAAACAAGAGCUUAAAGUGCGACAUGUACCGAAGGGUGAAGGUGACGAAGGCGAAUCAGCUGAAGCUCCGGUUGACGAUGCUGGGACAAAAAAUAUAACAGAGAACCCUGAAAAUACUGGCGUGUCGAAAAUAAAUACCACCGCAAAUCAUUGUAUCAGUAGUAACAAAAUGGAGAGUUUAAAUAACAACCUUAGUGAGAAAAAGACGGAUCCCACAGUAGUGGCCAUAACCAAUUCCACUAGUAAACUUGACUUGGAAUCCAGCAUAGGAUCCCUCGAUAAUGUCGUUUCGCAAACUGACGAAUAUGUUUUGCUGCAAGAAAAGCUUAUCAUUGAAAGAAAUGGAAACAUCAACGCAUCGUCAGCCCUUAUCCCCGGCGUUCUGAACGCUCCGAUGGCACCCAGUGAUCGAGUUUCAACUCUCAGUAUUGUCGCCGAUCUCCUUAGACGACUCGACAACAUGGAAGCCAAAUUGAAAGCUUGGAAAAUACGGAAGCCUUCGUCCCGUGCGAAUCUAGCGAGCAGUGCAAGUCAUCGGCAUAGCAACCAUCAUCACCUUCAUCAUUCCAGUCACCAGCACAGUGGCAACCUGGCUGACAGUAACGUUUCGCUCAACUCACUCGGUACUGGUGGUGGCGGUAGAGUUACACCCGGUGUAGAUGGUUGCUGCGGGAAUGUGCAACUACAUUCGUAUCAACCCGGUACGAUAACGAUUGGAACGCAAACUCCCCAGCAACAGCAACAAACAAAAUCUGCAUCUACCGAAAUGCGAACAAACAAUUAAGCUCUCGCAUCUUUUAUCGUCAACGCGUAAGAAUUGUAUUUGUUUUAAAUUAUUUAUAAUUUAAAGGCUUACAUUUUAACAUAAGUUUCUAUAAUGUGUGUCGUGUAUAUAAUUUGUGGCCCAAUAGUAACAAUAAGAUAUGGCAAGUUAUGUCAGAUUAAAUAGGGUUAUUUCAAGUACAUGUUUUUUGAAACCGUUGAUCGAAUUCAAAAAUUAAGUUCAGGUAAGCCCUUUCCCGAUGCGUGUGUAGAAAUUUAAAAUGGGCGUAAGUACCAGAUCUAUUUUUAGGACAAGUUUUGCCUAUAUAUUUUUUGAAAAAAAGCUACUUUAGCAUGGUGAAUAAUUUUCUUUGUAGUAUUGGUGAAGAAGAGAGAUCCAGUCACCAUUCUAUUCAAUGAAUAAAUAAUCGCAAUUGCAAUAACAGAAUUUGAAUCCCCUUAAAUCUGAAUAUUUUUCCAGCAAAGAUGCAGCAAUCCAAGUCAGUAAUAUAUGCUUCAGUCUUGUUACUUAUUCAAACAUGAAAAUUGGCGGAAAAUUAACGUUGGAUUUACAGAAAAGAAGUAAAAAAAAAAACAAAUAUCCUUUUUCUUAAAACUAACAAACGGGAUACUAUCGAAGUGAGCUAAGCAAAACUGAAUAAAAAAAUACUAACAAAUGAAAAGUGUAACUUUACGCGAGAAAGAACUCGUUGAAUAAAUAUAUUUAUUAGUAUAUUUCUAACCUUUAACCGGUGCGACUUUUCCGAUCGAUUUUUCGAAAAACAUCCCUUAGUGAAAAAGCCCUCUUUAGGAGUUGUUAACUCGUUUGUGAAAAAUACGCAUUUCUUUACGAAAAUAUUAAGUAAAGAAUUCAUAUGUACCUUCGGGGUGUCAGUUCCUGGGGAUCCUUGCUAAAAUAUUAUAAGACGGAACCGAUUUUUAGCUAAUCAUGUUCAUCAAUAAUUUUCGUCGACCGAAGCUUUCCUUACUUUCUGAUAGAGUUGGAUUAUGGAAACGAGGUCCAAUUCGAUUCGCGUCAAUCGUAGAUUUAAAGCCUAGACAUAAUUGAAAACACUAUUAAUAACAAGAUAUUUAUAUCGUCAAACAGUUUUUUGUUUGUAAAUUGUAUCAAGUAGAAAUAAAA